Molecule: messenger RNA, 1717 nt
Organism: Triplophysa rosa
Lineage: Eukaryota; Metazoa; Chordata; Actinopteri; Cypriniformes; Nemacheilidae
Gene: sypl2b
Product: synaptophysin-like 2b
Exons: 6
Coding region: 104-793 (229 amino acids)
Cellular component (GO): synaptic vesicle; synaptic vesicle membrane
Source: RefSeq, a predicted model, not a curated record
GUGGGUAGUACGUCACGAGUCACGUGAUAAAAACCAUAAAGCAGAAAGGGGAAAUAACUUUGACAACUUUUAGAUAUUUGACUGUGGACUUACCAAGAGCACGAUGAGCGCAUUUCAACUUGAUCUCGGCCCGUUGAAAGAACCACUGGGAUUUAUACGUGUGCUGGAAUGGAUAUUCGCCAUAUUUGCAUUUGCUACAACGGGAGGGUAUUCUGGCUCAACAAGUUUCAACAUCCUGUGUCAAGUCAAUGGAAGCUAUGAAGUUCCUGUACCCUUCAGCUACCCUUUUAGGCUUAAUACCCAGAAUUACAAAGUCCCAACCUGCAAGGUCAAUGACACACACUUUGAUACCAGACAUUUGAUUGGAAAUUAUUCAUCAUCGGCUGAGUUUUUCGUCGCUGUUGGUGUUCUGGCUUUUCUCUACUGCACUGCAACGCUUGUGUUGUACCUGGGUUACCAACACCUUUACAGAGAGUCUCCCCGUGGCCCCAUUGUUGAUCUGCUGAUAACUGGGAUCUUCAUGUUUUUGUGGCUGGUUUCGUCUUCUGCCUGGGGGAAAGGCCUCACUGAUGUGAAACAUGCAACUAGUCCAAAUACACUUGUGUUGAUAACUGAAGUUUGUAAAACCAACAAGUGCACUGCUGGGCACGUUCCCCUAAUCGGUCGUCUCCAUUCCUCAGUGAUUUUUGGAUUCCUCAACCUUAUCCUGUGGGGAGGAAACUGCUGGUUUAUCUAUAAAGAGACGCCAUUCCACAAGUCAGUGAAUCUGCAAGAGGGAACAGGACAACCGUAAUGAAACAGCAGGUCCCAACUUCUACAUUCAUCAAGCAGGUGUUGAUGCAACACAACUCUGCCGACUUUGUGACUCGUGUCACAAAAGCACUAUAAGCGGUCAUCAUAUUUCUAUACUGUUCUAUACAAUUUGCACACACUACAGCAAAGCUGUAUAUUUGGAAAAUGUGCAUUGCUAUAUUUUAAAGGUACAAUUGCACCUGGGCACAAACAUGUAUGUACGAAGUAAAUUGUUACAGCUGUCAUUAAAAUGUUACAUUUCAUCUCUUUAGUGUUACUGUUAAAUUGUUGAAGUUACUUGACACUGUUACAACAAACAAAAUGUACCAAAUGUGUUUUUAAUACCAUUAACUGAAUGGUAUUAAGUUGGACAUAACCUGAUUUUGUGAUUGUUGUGUUAUCUAUUAUAGAAGUUGCUGUUGCACAUUCUUUUCUUCUCAUUGCUGUUUUUCUUUGACCUUGUCAUCUUAUAUAUAUUUCCGUUAUGCUUAAAAUGUCAUUUCUGUUUGAACCUUGAACUCAGUUUAAUUGUAAAAAAUGUUUACAUGUCAAACCAUGCGCAACAUUUUUUUAACUUUUUUUUGUAUGAGUUAAAGAAAAGUAGCGGAUUUAAUAAAAGCAUAAAGGGUUUAAUAUUUGUUGAAAUAAUUGUGAGGUUUUGUUACUUAGUUUGUGUAAUUCACACACAGAUGAUGUUAUUUGCAAAAACAUUUCAGUGGGGGUUUUCCGAGGUUAUUUACUAUAAGAGAAAGAGAUUGUACAGAAGAGAGAGUGCACAAUAAAAUUGUUCUUAAAUCAACAUUAACGUGUCUUUAUGAUAUAUUUUUUUCUUUGAAGAAACAUACAGACGAAUUUACAGCUCUUUACGCUGCAUUUUCUGCACUUAAAUAUUGAAUGGAUUUUUAAAUCUUGUAGUCUCGUAUGC